Amaranthus tricolor (Joseph's coat) is the source of this 2109-nucleotide messenger RNA. RefSeq lists its product as uncharacterized. The coding region runs from base 176 to 1186 and encodes 336 amino acids. NCBI's taxonomy places the organism in Eukaryota, Viridiplantae, Streptophyta, Magnoliopsida, Caryophyllales, Amaranthaceae. The transcript has 3 exons. The record is from RefSeq and is a predicted model, not a curated record. Gene Ontology annotation, molecular function: protein binding.
UAUCGUCAUCACAUUUUGACAACCCUCUUGCGCAGCCAAACGCCCAAAACCCCACCGAGUGUUAAACCCUAAUCAAGGAAUAGGGUUUUAUAAAACUCAAAAACCUAUUCUCAUUCUCCUCCUCCCCGGUAGGUGUUAACCUUCCGAUCACCGGCGACACCAACCUCCGUUAAUAAUGUCUCUGAUUGCGGGCUCAUACGAAAAAUUUCUUUGGGGAUACAAACUCAAACGAUCCUGCACAGAACAAACCAUAGCCCUAAAUCCCCAAUUUUCUUACGCAGCUCAUCUAUCCCCAAUCAAAUCCGUCGCCGUUUCCGGAAUCGUAGCGGCAUCCUCCGCCGGAGACGACACCGUUAAACUUUAUGACCUUUCUACCGCUUCAGAACUUGGUUCACAUCUCCUUCAAACUUCUGUCACUUCCCUCUCUUUCUUUACCCCUCCUUCUCUCUCCUCUUUUCCUCGCAAUCUCUUCGCUGCUUCCGAUGAUGGGUCGUUCUCUAUUUUUGAUGUAGACCCUUUUGUUUUGCUCAAGACGAUUUCUGUUCAUAAGAAGGGCAUUAAUGAUUUAGCUGUUCAUCAUUCUGGGAAAUUAGGUUUAACUGUUGGGAAAGAUUCCUGUUUAGGGAUGGUUAAUUUGGUUAGAGGAAGGAGGAGUUUUAUUUGUCGGUUGGAAAAGGAAGCUAGUAUUGUUGAGUAUUGUUUUAACGGGGAGAAAUUUUUUAUGGUUUCUGAUGAGAAAAUUAGUGUUCAUGAAGCCGAAGAUGCUAAGUUGAGUGGUGAAUUUGAGUGUAGCAAGCGUGUUCUUUGUGCGGUCACCGGCGAGAAUGGACUUAUUUUUACUGGUGGUGAAGACCGUGGGAUCACAGCAUGGGAUACGGGUAGUGGAAAGGUUGCCUACAGCAUGAAUGAUGCGCACAAGUCCCGUGUGAAAGGGAUUGUUGUGCUCUCUAAGGAGGGAAACUCUGGCACUACUGAGAAUCCGUAUUUGAUUGCUUCUGCAUCUUCUGACGGGGUGAUCCGUGUUUGGGAUGUUCGUUUGACCGAUAAAGAGAAGUCGGUGCCAUUGACCGAGGCCAAUACAAAGUCAAGGCUAACAUGCCUUGCUGGGUCCUCUAUUAAGUCUGUUAGAAAGCCAACAGUGAAGAAAGAUCCUUCAGACAAGAAUUCUACAGAAAUGGAAGAUUAAAUGUAAACUUAUCCCUGAAAGCUAUAAGUUAAUCCAGUUUUGGUAAAUUAUAGGUCUAGUGUGUAAGUAUAUGAAAUAUGUCUGGAUCUGCACGUCACAGUCAGAUACUGUGGUCAAUAGUUUAGUUUCGACAGGACACCUUUUUGACAUAUUGGCUUUAGAUGAAAAUUCAUCUCUUUUUGUGAGACAUUUUGAUGGAUUUAUCUCUGAUUUUACAUAACUUGCAUGACCUUUCUCAUGCUUAUUACCAAAUUUAAUGAUGCUGAUGUAUGUUACUCGUAAUCUUCAUUUUACCUCAAGUAUUUAUGUUGAGUUCUCGACACAAGGAUAUGUGUCGGGUGCACGGAUAUAGAAAGAUAUCACUGAGCAAAAUUCUGCAAAAAUGGCUGAAAGCCUGAAACUUCAUUUCAUUACACUAUAUUACAUGCUCUGUUAAUACAACUUUACAGCACAAAAAGUGAUACAUAAAUUGGAAUUCACGAAAAUCCCACCUCAGGAAGCCAUACAUCUGGAGAAAGAAUGGAAAGUGGAGAGCCAUAUCAAAGUUGGUAUAAGGAAUAUUUUCUUUGUGCACGUUAACAUCGGUAUCAUCUUCUUCAAAAAUGGUGUCUAAUUUCGGAGGAGUUGAACACUUUCUCUGUUGUUUUCGGCUUGAGUCUGGCAAUGUUGAUGCUGGUGCGACCUUGAUGUAGUUUUGCAUAUGCAUCGUCGUUGCUCCGACUGGUGCUCUGAAAUACUUUUGUUACUGACAGUAGUGUAGUGUGUAGUGUAGUGUAAGUGAUUUGGAAGUCUUGAAAUGUUUGUAAAUGUGUUUGUUUUGCUAGAAAACUGGGUUGCAAUGAAUUUGGUAUAUAAACAAAAGGGGUUGGAGAAAAGGAGAGAAAGUGGGAGGAAAAUGAGGUUGGAUGUUGAGUGAUGAGUGU